UUCUGGCGCCCCCCCCCCGCCCCACACUGACUCCAGCCCUGAGGAAGUGGCCCGCGCCGGUAGAGCCAACCAGCAGGCAGCCGGGCUCGAGCAUCCGAUUCCUCCCCCCCACCUUCCUCUUCUUCCAACAAGACCCCCCCCCACUUUUCCUCCUUUUUGCAGCGCAUCCCUGAAGCAGCAGCAGCAGCAGCUGCUGUAGCUGCAGCAGCUCCAUCUCCUCCUCUCCUCCUCCACCAUGGCCUGGCCCUGGGGGCGCGGGGGGUAGCCGGGCAGGGGCCUUCAGGAGCCCCCCCCCGCCUCCCUCCUCCCCCACGGAGGGGGAGGCCCCGCGCAGCCAGGGACAAUGGAGAUUUCGCUGGGCCAGGGGCUCCUCAUUUUGUUCCUGGUGGUGGUCCCGCUUCUCUACGAAUGGAGUGCCACCUUCAAGUACUUCUGCAAGAUGGCAUUCUACAACAGCUACAUCCUCUUCCUGGCCGUCAUCGUCAUCCCUAUUUGCGCAGUCCGUGGGCGCAACGUGGAGAAUAUGAAGAUAAUCCGGUCCAUGAUGCUACAUGUGAAAUACCUGUACGGGAUCAAGAUUGAUGUGCGGGGGACAGAGAACUUCAACAUCAAGCAGCCUUAUGUGAUCGUGUCCAACCAUCAGAGCUCGCUUGACUUGCUUGGGAUGAUGGAAGUCUUGCCCGACCGGUGUGUGCCAAUCGCCAAGAAGGAGCUGAUGUACAUGGGCACAGUGGGACUGGCGUGCUGGCUAGGGGGCAUCAUCUUCAUCAACCGCAAGAAAACCGACGACGCCAUUAGCGUCAUGGCGGAGACGGCGCAAACCAUGCUCUGUGAGGAUGUUCGGGUCUGGGUGUUCCCCGAAGGCACCAGGAACCACAACGGCUCCAUGCUGCCCUUCAAGCGGGGUGCCUUCCAUUUGGCUGUGCAAGCCCAGGUUCCUAUCAUCCCAGUUGUGAUCUCAUCGUAUCGGGAUUUCUACAGUAAGAAGGAAAGGCGUUUCACCACGGGGCGCUGCACGGUCCAGAUCCUGCCUCCCAUGCCUACGCGGGAGCUGGUGGCUGAAGACGUGCCGGCACUGACAGAUCGCGUGCGCCAGGCCAUGCUCAUUGCCUUUGAGGGGCUCUCGGUGGAGCUGGGUGCCCCGCAGUGACCCCCUUUUACUACUUCCUCCCUCCCAACAUCCGGCCCUAGAGAGAGAGACAGAGAGAGAGGAGCUUAUGAGGUGGGGACUGGGAACAGCUUUGCGCCCACUGGGACGUGGGCCACGCAGAAGAGGGCGGCGUUAACUCCCCAGUGGCCAAGCCAAACCAGGAGUGGCAGAGGCGGUGAUGGAAGCGGCCCACGCUACAACCAAACCCGGAGAUUUGCAAGCUGGGGUGGGCUUCGCCUGGCCACGCCCACAAGGAGCCGCAGGGGCGGAGUUGAUCCCAGCCACGCCCGCUUCCACCUUUCGGACCAGAAUUCUCCCCUCCCACAACCAGGUAGAUGGCGCAGCCCUCUCCCCGCCAGGUCUUCUUCCCCUCAACCGUUUCUGUCGAUGUGAACUGUUUUGCUUGAGCUUCUCGGACUGGACCACUCCAGCCCCCUGUUCCGGGGGCAGGGAGCAUUUUGUGGGCUGACCCACAGGCAACGUAUAAACAGAACCGCUCCUCGAACCCUGCAGAGGGAAGAUUCAUCCCGGCGCUCCUCUGGGGGACGAGAUGGGCGCAGGGCAGGUUCUGAGUGCGAACACUGCAAAAUGUGAAGCCGGGUUGCGAGCUGGUUGCAAACACCCCGCUGGCCUUUCACGAAGGGGUGUGUGUGUAUGUGUUUGCGUGUGAGAUAAGGGAAUGGGCACGAUUGAUCGAUCCGCUACAUCUUGCCUGCGGUGGGAGCAAAGCGGCGACCAACCACUCCAGAGCUCCCCAAGGAGGGGAGCUGUGUGGACUACGACCCACCCAGGCCUCUGACUGAUCAGCAGCUCUAAUAAAACGGUGGACAAGA
Messenger RNA from Podarcis muralis (Common wall lizard), 1983 nucleotides. It is a transcript of the gene AGPAT1, whose product is annotated as 1-acylglycerol-3-phosphate O-acyltransferase 1. Gene Ontology annotation, molecular function: 1-acylglycerol-3-phosphate O-acyltransferase activity. Lineage: Eukaryota; Metazoa; Chordata; Lepidosauria; Squamata; Lacertidae. The record is from RefSeq and is a predicted model, not a curated record. Gene Ontology annotation, cellular component: endoplasmic reticulum; membrane. Gene Ontology annotation, biological process: phosphatidic acid biosynthetic process.